AUGCUUCUUUCAAAAGUUAUAGUUGUAGCUUUAUCCUGUGCAUUUUUGCUAGGAGCUGCACCAUUAGCCUAUGGUCAGCUUAGUCCAACAUUUUAUGAUGAAAAAUGUCCAAAUGUGACCAGCAUCAUACGUGAGAUCAUCACAGAUACCUUGUCAUUCGAUCCUCGGAUUGCUGCCAGCCUCAUUAGGCUUCACUUCCAUGAUUGCUUUGUUAACGGUUGUGAUGCAUCAAUUUUGUUGGACAACUCUGACGAUAUAGAAAGUGAAAAGCAAGCUGCGCCAAACAAUAACUCUGUAAGAGGUUUUGAUGUUAUUGAUAGAAUGAAAGCCAGGUUGGAGAGUGAAUGUCCUGGCGUCGUUUCAUGUGCUGAUAUCCUCACUGUUGCAGCUGAAGAAUCUGUUGUUUUGGCAGGAGGUCCCUCAUGGGCAGUUCCUUUAGGAAGAAGAGAUCGCAGAACCGCAAACCAGUCUGCAGUAGUUGAUUUCCUUCCAUCCCCUUUCGAAACCCUUGAUCAAAUCAAAUCCAAAUUCAGUGCCCUUGGCCUGAAUAACAAUACUGAUCUGGUUGCACUAUCUGGUGCUCACACAUUCGGAAGGUCUCAAUGUCAGUUUUUCACCAAUCGAAUGUAUAAUUUAACUGAUUGCAGUACUAAUCCUCAACCAGAUGGAACCUUGAACUCAACUUAUCUACAAAAACUCAUAGAAUUGUGCCCUUGUAAUGGAAAUGGGAGUGUGCUAGUCGAUUUAGAUCCUACAACACCUGACGGUUUUGAUAGUAACUAUUACUCCAAUCUGCAAAUUGGCCAAGGCCUACUUGGGAGUGAUCAAAAACUGUUUUCGACUUCUGGGGCAGAUACCGUUGACAUUGUCAACAGCUUCAGUGCUAAUCAAACAGCUUUCUUUGAAAGCUUUCUUGUCGAUUUGCCGGCCUACUCUCCUAUUAAUGGAGUCUCAUUGAACCAAGCCUCAGGCUCCUUUACAUUCCAUAUCAUUUUUCUUACCCUCUUAAAAACAGUAUUAUAG
Molecule: messenger RNA, 1023 nt
Organism: Dovyalis caffra
Lineage: Eukaryota; Viridiplantae; Streptophyta; Magnoliopsida; Malpighiales; Salicaceae
Source: the annotation of a GenBank genome assembly